Messenger RNA from Aspergillus chevalieri, 1032 nucleotides. RefSeq lists its product as uncharacterized. The transcript has a single exon. Bases 1 to 1032 code for a protein of 343 amino acids. The record is from RefSeq and is a predicted model, not a curated record. NCBI's taxonomy places the organism in Eukaryota, Fungi, Ascomycota, Eurotiomycetes, Eurotiales, Aspergillaceae.
AUGCUCAACCAAGUAGUCAAGGCAAAGAGACUAGUCAGCAACCAGUCAAGACAGUCACAAAUAACGCCAGUCGCGACUAGGUCAAAUCAGACGAUCAUCCACUUGUUGCAAUCUUGUAUAUUUGGCCAAGGGGGUGUGCUUGAGCAGAAACGAAUUCAGAAGGUUCUUGAGGCGGAAUUUUAUCUUCUGAUUCUGAUAAAGGAUCCUUGCGGAAUGCUACAACCCCUGUUGGGUGAAUGGGACAAGAAUACGUUGCUCGACUUGCACCCACUUGGACUUCCAGUCCUCUGGAAAGGUAUACAGGGAGCCGUGAAUUACCUUCGCAUCCUAGAUGUAGAUGUAGAUGAGACAAGCCGGUUUCUUGAUCCCGUUGCGAAGCGUAUCGGACAGGUAUUACUCUACAUUAACUAUGAGGAGCUCUGUAAGCGCCCGAAAGAAUACUGCCCUCCUUCCACAUCAAAGCCGACUGUGACCCACGUUCUUAACUGUAUCCUUGAUGCCUACACUGAUGAUCCUCAUAUAUCAAUGUCACCGCAAUCUCGCCGUGAUAAGAUAUCUGGUUAUCAUGUACGAGGAGGCAGAUGGUGGUGGAGGCUUGCAGGGACCUUGGGAGUUGGCAUGCUGUUGAUUGCCGACAGUUCCCUGAUGAGUAUCAUGUGUGUUUCCCAACUAGCUUACUGUGUGGCCCAAUUGACCCAGAUAUCUAGGUGUAAUAAUUCGUUCACUAUCAACCAGAUCAAUGUUCUCGCCACUUUCGCCUUGAAUACUCGAUCAGGCACCAUUCGCAUCUUCCGUGCGUUGGAGCUGAUGGUCAAACCCCUCAUGUUUGGACGGAUUACAGAUGAUCUCCGCCAGGCAAUUUUAGAUGAUGAACUCGGCCUCCUAGGAAGACAUGAAUUGGCACGUGUCUAUGAUGAAGAUGAGACGGCGGUGGCGUGUCAGCGGAUUGAAAAUUCAUGGACAGCGGUUGAUGCUGAAUCCUAUGCGAGGGAGAAAAUGACUGAAUUCCUUGCUAGCAUGCCGGCAAUGUAG